AUGGACCCAAGCUCAGAUCUUUACAAGUCGUUAGAAGUAGUAGCCAGUGUUUUUGGAUGGACAUAUUUCAUAGCAUGGGGACUUACUUUCUAUCCUCAAUUAUUUCUCAAUUGGAAACUUAAAAGUGUAAAAGGACUUUCUAUCGACUUUAUAUGGUAUAAUUUUUAUGGAUUUUUGUGUUAUUUUGUAACUGAAUAUCGUGAAAGAAAUGGCGGAAAAAAUAAUUUAGUUAGAUUUAACGAUUUAUUGUUUUCAUGCCAUUCAUUAAUUGCUUCUACAGUAUUACUAUUUCAAUUAUUUUUAUACAAGAAUAGUGACACUCCAAGACCAUCAGUGUCCACAUUUGUUGUGAUAACUAUUGCUACAUUUGUAACAUUUUUAAUGUUUAUAGCUGUAAAACUUGCCUUUAUUGAAUGGAUAGAUGUAUUAUAUUAUCUAAGUUAUUUGAAAUUGCUUUUUACUUGUAUUAAGUAUUCUCCUCAAGUUUAUUUUAAUUAUUCAAGAAAAUCAACUCAUGGAUGGAGUAUUUACACAAAUAUACUGGAUUUCACUGGUGGUGUAUUUUCAACUCUACAAAUACUGUUAGAUGCCUAUAUAGACGAUAAUUGGGCUGGUGUAUUAGGUGAUUUUGUUAAAUUGUAA
Molecule: messenger RNA, 642 nt
Organism: Entrophospora sp. SA101
Lineage: Eukaryota; Fungi; Glomeromycota; Glomeromycetes; Entrophosporales; Entrophosporaceae
Source: the annotation of a GenBank genome assembly